Molecule: messenger RNA, 1828 nt
Organism: Porites lobata
Lineage: Eukaryota; Metazoa; Cnidaria; Anthozoa; Scleractinia; Poritidae
Source: the annotation of a GenBank genome assembly
AUGUUUGGUGCUGGAGGUAAGAUAAUUAUGAAGCAACAAAAUAAUUAUGCACUUAUCAACUGAAAGCCAACCCCCCCACCCCCGGGCCAAGGUGGGGGAACAAAGGGUGUUUGAUAAAAUUUGACAGCAUGUUUUGCCGUUGGGGGCUGGGGAUUUCUCAAGAUUUGCCAUGUUUUAUUUUUCUCCUACAGGACUGUAGGUGGGGGCUUUAAAAGUUUAAGUGCCCCCUCAUGGGGGUUAAUCACCAUUGUAGUUGACAUGAAGUCAAAUCCCCACCCUGUCCUGGGGGUGAGGGAGGGGGGAUUUCAGUUGAUAAGUGCAUAAACAAUAAGUUGGUCAUAAAAAAAUUCUUGAAUCUGAUUGGUCAUCAGCAGCUAUGAUUUUAGCAGUGCAGUGUAACAUAAUAGGGUUAAGAAUGCUGGAGUAGAAUGUAGUGUAGCUUGCACACCAGAUUACAAUCAAAAGAUCAUAAUAAACAAUGCUGUGAUCUUAGAAAUUUUUCUUUUGUUGGGGGGGGGGGGGAGAAAUAUGCUGGAGUAGAAUGUGCAUAUUCUAAACACAGUGGUAUUCAUGGCAUGAACAAUUUCUGAAUCAAAGACAUGAAAUACUUUAAAAUUCCGAAAAUAAGGCCCGGGGCUUAUAUUUUUCAAAGGCCCUUUUUGAGGGGCUUAUUUUUGGAGGGGCUUAUAUACGGGAGGGAAAUUUGCGUUUCAAAAUCGAUUGGGCUAGCCUUAUAGUUGGAGGUAAAUUUACCGUUUUUGCUUUGUUUUAUUUUGUAUUUGAGGGCAAUUUUCCAAGUAAAAGUAAAAGGGGCUUAUAUUUUGGAGGGCGAUUUUUUACGGAGGGUUUUUGCGUUACCAGUUUGAGGGGCUUAUAUUUGGAGGUGCUUAUACACGGAGGGGCUUAUUUUCGGAAUUUUACGGUAUCUUUAAAUCUAUGGUUGACUGAGUACUAUCUGCAAAGGGUGCAUGUAAUACAUUGGCUUGACUGUGGUGUAGGUUGCAUACCAGAUUACAAUCAAAAUUGUAAUAAACAAGGCUAUGCUCUGAGAAAAAAAAUUCGGGGAGCCCAAAACACUAGCCCUUUGACAUUCUGGCUGCCCAGCAUAGUAAUUUUGGGCAAAAACUAAGAUUGCCUUCUUGCCGAAGAGCAACAGUAAGUCACCAGGGGCCUAUGAGGACUGCUAGAGUACAGCCCUAAUAAACAUAAUACAGACUUUCCUUGUUUCUAUGACACAGAUCCCUUUGCCAAGCAAAGAAAAGUCUAUUUCAAAGAUGACAAAAUUCCAUUUGAUGGAGUACCAUUCAGUAUAAUUGGCCCCAAGGUAUUUGACUGCCAACAUGGACCAGACAGGAAAAAGUCAUUUAAAGUGAGACAUUCUGAAGAGAAGGUAUGUUGGUUAUGACUAAAAAAUAUCUGCAUUUUUAUUUCACAGCCACAGCCUUUUUGGUGCUUCUAGCACUAAACUGUAAGGAAUCUAUAAUAUUAAUCUUCUAACUACAGGUUGAUGAUCACUCAUUCAAAAGGAGGAGGUUUCUACCUCAAGACACAAUGAAGUUUGGCUGCCCUGCAAGUAUUCGUUUAUCAGAAGUCAUAAAGUAUUGCAAUUACAAGGUACAAAACCACCAUCACAAUAGUGAUAAUAGCAAUUGACAUUAUACUUCCGCUCAGUAAAAUACAUCCCUUCAUUUCAUAUCUUAUUACUGUCUUUUAACUCUAUUAGAUCAGGGAUGACACAGAAAGACUAAGAAGGGACAUGUCCAAAAAGCUGAAGACUGAUAUAACCAGCGGACAGAAACCCCAAGCUGAACGCAGAAUUUAUAUCUAA